AUGGCCACUCUCUUUAAUUUUCACACCACCCUUCGCCCCUCUUGCUAUCUGCCCUUGUCACCCUCACCCUCCUCGCCUUCUCUGCUACCUACAUCCCACUUCUCCAAGACCCUCCUCUCGACAACUUUCUUGGGUCACACCGAAAUCCUCAAAUAUGCUGCCACUUCCACAAGCAACCGUGACCGUUCACUCUCUGCUCGCAUGUCAUGGGACGGUCCUCUCUCUUCCGUCAAAUUGAUCAUUCAGGGUAAAAAUCUACAGCUCCCUGAUGCAGUGAAGCAGCAUGUGGAAGAUAAAGUGGGAAAGGCGGUUCAGAAGCAUAGUCACCUAGUGAGAGAGGUUGAUGUGAGGCUUUCUAUUAGAGGAGGAGGUGAAUUUGGGCGAGGACCUAGAACUCGUAGGUGUGAGGUGACUUUGUUCACAAAGAGGCACGGAGUGUUGAGGGCUGAGGAGGACGCUGAAAGCACCUAUGGAAGUAUAGAUUUGGUAUCAUCAAUCAUUCAGAGGAAGCUGAGGAAAAUAAAGGAAAAGGAGUCAGAUCAUGGUCGCCACAUGAAGGGUUUCAAUAGGUUGAAGGUUAGGGAGCCGGUGGAGCAAUUACCUGUGGCAGAGGAUGAAAUGUUAUCUCCAGAGCAGGAGGAAGAAUCAAUCGAUGAGGUUGUUCGCACAAAGUACUUUGACAUGCCACCCUUGACUGUGUCUGAAGCUAUUGAGCAACUUGUAAAUGUUGAUCAUGACUUUUAUGGUUUUCGAAACGAAGAAACUGGGCAAAUUAAUAUUGUGUACAAAAGAAAAGAAGGUGGAUAUGGACUCAUUAUACCCAAAGGUGAUGGCGAAGCAGAGAAUUCGGAGCCUGUUGUGCUUGAACCAGCUGUAGAAUCCUCCCUGAAAGAAUGA
Sphenostylis stenocarpa is the source of this 897-nucleotide messenger RNA. The record is from the annotation of a GenBank genome assembly. NCBI's taxonomy places the organism in Eukaryota, Viridiplantae, Streptophyta, Magnoliopsida, Fabales, Fabaceae.